This is a messenger RNA of Ixodes scapularis (black-legged tick), 1094 nucleotides long. Its product is annotated as tetratricopeptide repeat protein 36. Gene Ontology annotation, biological process: cilium assembly. Bases 328 to 876 code for a protein of 182 amino acids. NCBI's taxonomy places the organism in Eukaryota, Metazoa, Arthropoda, Arachnida, Ixodida, Ixodidae. The record is from RefSeq and is a predicted model, not a curated record. The transcript is spliced from 3 exons. Gene Ontology annotation, molecular function: protein binding.
GACACACGUAAGCAAUAAGCCUUCGUCAGAUUGUGGGCCCGUCGGCUGGUAAAUGCGUAGUUGAUACGGUGACUACAGUACAAAGCGAACAGCUGUAUUUUUCCUUCGACGUGUACGCUUCGUUUUGUGCUCAUUUUGCAAAAGACCUCUGUUGAUGCGUUACUCAUGAGGAGAUAGGCUGAGAGGCCGCGGAGUGUCAUCUUGCAGAGAUUUGCGUUGUGAUAAAAGUACCCCGAGGGCGUCGAAGGCGACGAGAAAGCAGCGGUCAAACUGGUCUGUGGCAAGCGUGCGCGCAAGUCUCCGCGACUCGGCACACGAGCAGGAGUCAUGGCGACGGCCAACGACAAGGCUGUUUUGGAGGCGGUCUUCAACCCCCUGUUUUCAGAACUGGGAUUCUCUUGCGACGACGAGGAUUCCGCAGAAAUAUCAGAGUCGGACACGGACACACCGGCCGAAGUGAAGGAACUUGAGGUGGAAGGGGUGCGUGCUGCGGAGAUGCAAAAAAUCGACGAAGCCAUCGAGAUAUUCAGCAAGGCGAUCCAGCUGUGCCCCCGGAGAGCCUCAGGAUACAACAACCGUGCCCAGGCUCUUCGGAUCAAAGGAGACGUUGAGCACGCGCUCGAGGACCUCAACAAUGCCAUCAACCUCAGCGAGGGCAAGGGUCACGCCGCCUGUCAGGCUCUCUGCCAGAGGGGGCUCAUCUACCGGCUGCAGAAGCGUGAUGAGGAGGCCCUCGUCGACUUCAAGCGGGCGGCCAAGCUUGGCAGCCAGUUCGCCAAGGCGCAGGUGGUGCAGAUGAACCCGUACGCCGCACUCUGCAACCAGAUGCUGGGACAGAUGUUUGCCAAGCUGAAACAGGGCGAAGAAAGCACCUGAGGUCGGCCUCGAGGUCGCGCCGAAGAAUGCCCGCGGAUGAUGGGGCACUCUUGGAACUCCGUUACUAGAUAUACCGUAACACUGUGACCUGUGAAAGAGGAAGGGCGAGUCGAUGCGAGUGAUGUCCGCAAUUUUCCAGACCUGAAUGUAAGAGUUGGUCAAUAAAGAAUAUUUUGUAGCGUAAGCUACGCCGGCCGAGGUUGAGCAGUUUCGCAUGG